CAUGAUUCCUGUGCAAGAUGGCUCGUGAGCGAGUGCCAGCGGCGGACAUCGAUGUGGCAAUACUGACCAAGGAGCUCGAGAUUGCGUUUGCAGAGCAGCUCAUCAAGUGCACCAAGUCACUCCAACAGGAGGUGGUCGCAGACCGCGAAGGCGCGACAGCUACAACCCUGGAGUACCUGUUGGCGCAAGUAGACUACAAGUUGCUCCAUUUCAAGCAAGAAUUGCUCGACGAAGUGCACAAGUACCUGGAAGACAAGCCUCCGAUGCAAGUACGUUCUUCCAACCUUUCUCACGUAUGGAACUUGUUGCAUUCAAGACGAUACGCAAGCAGAUUCAUGCGCAGUGCGUCGCGGGUGACGUGAAAGAGAAAUCUCCACUUGACCCAGCCGCCGAUGUGGACAGCAUUCGAUCCGCAAGCCUCGUGAGCAAUCCGUCCGAGCUCGAAGUCCUGGCUCAAAACCACCUUCCCUCGUCCGAAGGCGACUGCGUCCAUCCGAUCCAUGCAAUCCUUGAAGAAGCACCGCCACGUGUCAACAUCGCUGCAUACAUUUUGCAGUUCACACGUGUGCACGCUCCCGAGAAAGCCCUCUACGACUGCCACUCGGGGGAGACCUUGUCGUACGAAGCCCUCGUGGACGUCGUUGGUUGUCUGGCCCACAACCUCCACACGGUGCACGGGCUUUGUUGCACCGACAUCAUGUGGUUGCCCAUGGUGACCCCCUCGCCCCUUCGGUACUGCCGUGCGACAUGCUUUUCGCUUGCAGCGUUCCCUUUUCGUGUAGAACGUUCUUGGUCAUACUUGCCGUGUGGACUCUUGGGGGUGCAAUUGUUUGGUCGACAUCGCCUCCCCCCCUCGCAACAUGGACUUGUUUGGAGUCGACCGCCAACCGCUCGACAAAAUCGUCACAGUCGGCAACGGACUGCCCCGGUGGCUUGGUGCUGCGUGUAUGCGCUCACACGAUGUUCAUCGACGUGCCACUCAUUCCAGCGACAGGUUCUGCGGCUUGACGAGAUCAUUGAUCGCGACCAAACGCCGACGGACGUGUGGUACUCUGACCUGGUGGCCACGCCAUCGACGCCAUGGAGCGUUCACCCAGUCAAGGCGCCCCACUGGGUCGUUCCAUCAAAGGUGGCCAUGACGGUGCAAGCGACCACGACCAGCGAUGACGUGACUACGUUCGCGUACAGCCAUCGCGACAUCCUCGUGGCCUUGGAAACGUCCGUCGAGACAUUUCGCCGCCGAUUCCAGCAUCCCCGCACGACGUUCUUGUGCUCGUUGCCCUUGGCCGCUCCCGAAGCCCUUACCUUUGCCAUCCUUCCCAAUCUGUUCUACGGCACCACGUUGUACUUUUUGCCGCCUCCACAUCUCGCUGACCUUCCAAAAGCGCUGCGAGUCGCCCGGCCAACGGUUCUCGUCACGACGAGUUUGCACUUGUCCGAGCUGGCCAAGGCCAACGACGCCGUUGCGUGCGUCGAGGAAAUCGUGUGCAUUGGCAUGUCUGUCCCGAGCCUUCCUCGAGCACUACGAGCACUGCAUACCCUCAGCAGCAAGUGGUGUCCGGAUCUGAAAUUUCGAAGGCUCUAUGCAUCUCCCGCGACUGCGGGGGUGUGCAUGCAGGCUCCGCCGACGUCGUUUCCAAUUCCCCCGACGCAGUUACGGGCGCUCGGGAGCGCUGUGUCCAACGAUGUCCAAGUUUGCGUUCGAAGCCUCGCCACAGGCGUCGUGCUCGGCCCGAAGCAGGUCGGCGAGCUGUGCGUGCAGCAUCGCGACCUCAACCACGCAACAGAGAUGUUUGCGACCAAGGCAAUGGCGUAUGUCGACAUGGCGGGCCAGGUGCACGGCAUCGGGUCCAAAGAUGGCAUUGUGAACUUGGGAGCCGAGUCCACGACGACGUUGGAGCUGGAGGAGGUUUUAGCGUCCCACCCGCUCGUCGACGAUGCUGUCGUGGUGGUUGCUGCGAACGCUGGAAGCAUGACGGCCUACGUCAAGCUCGCGCCGGCCGCCGCCACCUACAUCGACGACGCGCUUCGCAGUGUGUCAAUCUUCGCAGCCAAGCAAAUACCCCCCGCAAAGCAACUCGGAGGAAUUGUUCGAGUGCGGGACAUCCAUCGGGAGUUAGACGGCCAACCGAGUUUCCCCGUGAUGCUGCAAGAGGCCAAGGCAAUCAACUCAUGCUCGUGAUAGUCGACGGACCCCUUCUCGACGCGACUGAACUGGAGGAAGUGUUGUUGAAGAUGUUGGAGUUUCUUUUUACCGAGAGAUGACCUAAAAAAGCUAGAUGUGGUAUGCGUGGGUCGUGUUGGCUGACCACGACGCUGCUGACAGACUGCGACCGGUCGAGACAGCCGUGGCGGCCGGCGUGAGCGCCGCUAGCGGGGGACGUAGCGUCGGCAGGACGGACGACCCACCGCCAUGACCAUGAUGUUGCUGGAGUGCCAUCGGCGAUGGUAGAAAUGGUCUGGUGUCGUGAAAUGUUUGCGGUGGUGGCACGAUGCUGCUGAGCAGGCGGAGGUUGGAGUCUUGGGCGUCGGAAGAAGCGCCGGUGGGCGUGGGCGUCCGUUGGAGGGAACGAAUGCGCUGUGUGAUGAGUUCCUGUGGCAUGGAUUCCGACAGUUUAUACUUGAGCGAGAGGUUGAGAAAGAGGCGCAACUCGCGGUUCCGGAAGAGGCCGAGAAUGUGGUCGACUUCGUGAACUUUGGACGGGUUGAAUCUGUAGUAAAAGUUGAGCAGUUUGUCGCGGUACGUAGCACCAGGAAACUGGUUGAGCACGGAAUCGCACAUGGAUUCCACCGACCGGUUGGUCCCGUUUCGCGGCGUCGACGACGCGUGUCGAGGAGAUGGAAGCGUGGGCCGGGCAAGGGACGGCGGCGGGUGCAAGUACGUGGGGUGAGAUUGGCGUUGGCGUUGGUUUGCCAUCGACGACGGCGGCGCAGUAGGAGGGGUGACGUGAAGGGGAGGGGUCGGUGGGACCAUCGGCGGUGGCGCACUGUUGGUCGGUUGGCCUUCCUCCCAGCUCCGUCGACGUCGGUGGCCCACUUGACGUUUGGAGAGGGCGUCGCGGUGUUUUUGAAGGUACAUUUGGACCUGCUGCGGGGACCGCGUACCAAUGACCUUGGCUAUAUCGUGGUACUGCCCGUCAUGGAAGAUCGAGAGCGCAUGCGUCAAGCGGUGGACUUCGUCUUGCGCCCACGGUCCUCUCGACGACGACGAUGCUGAAUAGGACGAUACGUUGUUGGAUGUCGCUACAUCCACGACAUCAGGGCGCCGUCGCCUCGCUACCUCGGUGUCUUGCAUGAACGGGGAGUGCCGAGCGUCCCCACCGAUCGGUUCGGAAAUGAGACAUCAAGCUCCACCACGAAGA
This is a messenger RNA of Aphanomyces invadans, 3362 nucleotides long. RefSeq lists its product as hypothetical. Gene Ontology annotation, molecular function: CoA-ligase activity. The coding region runs from base 296 to 2182 and encodes 628 amino acids. NCBI's taxonomy places the organism in Eukaryota, Oomycota, Saprolegniomycetes, Saprolegniales, Verrucalvaceae. The record is from RefSeq and is a predicted model, not a curated record. The transcript has 8 exons.